Aspergillus wentii DTO 134E9 is the source of this 1912-nucleotide messenger RNA. Its product is annotated as FAD-binding oxidoreductase. Bases 350 to 1729 code for a protein of 459 amino acids. Gene Ontology annotation, molecular function: FAD binding; oxidoreductase activity. The transcript has 3 exons. Lineage: Eukaryota; Fungi; Ascomycota; Eurotiomycetes; Eurotiales; Aspergillaceae. The record is from RefSeq and is a predicted model, not a curated record.
CUUUUCGCCUUCCACUUUCCGAGUUUGAAGUUUGAGCCAGGUUGAUCAAUUCGGGAUUCCCGACGGCCUCAACUUCAGACCCAUGACGCAUACGCAUGCAGUCGGAAUGUGGUCUACCUUUGAUCGACUGGGUGAAGUAUGAUGUUGGAAGGAAGACAAGGAGUGGGAUUUAGUUAUUUGAAUGGGUCUAUUCACCAUCUUAUUGAAGCUAUAUACUGUUUCUGGAUGCGGGGUAGACUAUUGUAUAUAUUCAGUGAAUAGUACCCUUGAUGCAGCACUAAUAAUCAGAUUACCAUCUGAUAGUAUCAAUUCAAUCGAUCCAUUCCAAUCAACAUACUAAUUCACCAAAAUGCAAAUCAUCUGGCGCAAUUCCACAGACAAACCUACCUACGAAGAAGCCCGCAUCGGCCGCGUCUUCAACCACCGCCGUCCCCCCCGCUACCCCAUCGCCAUCGCAAAACCCACCACCGAAGAGGACAUCAUCGCCGCCGUAAAGCUUGCAGCCGCACAUAAAUGCCGCGUCGCAGUACGUUCUGGCGGCCACUCCUGGGCCGCGUGGAGUGUGCGCGAUCACUCCAUCCUCAUCGACCUGGGCGGGUAUAAGCACCUCGAGGUCGAUGCAGAGAAUCGGGUCGCGAGGGCAUCGCCGAGUCUCACGGGGAGGGAGAUUAAUGGGGUGCUGACUGGGGAGUAUGGGAUGAUGUUUCCGGGGGGUCAUUGUCCGGAUGUUGGGCUGGGGGGGUUUUUGUUGCAGGGGGGGAUGGGGUGGAAUUGUCGGAACUGGGGAUGGGCGUGUGAACGAGUUGAAGCAGUGGAUGUAGUCACUGCAGCGGGGGAAUUGCUUCACUGCAAUGCGCAGCAAAAUCGCGAUCUCUACUGGGCAGCUCGAGGAGCAGGACCAGGCUUCCCUGGCAUCGUCACAAAAUUCCACCUCCAACUCAUUCCCUACCCCCAGAGAGGAUUCCGGUCAUCGGGCUACAUCUACCCCAUCCGCCAGUACAAAGAAGCCUUCAACUGGAUCCUCUCUAUUACACCCACCUUUGACCAAGACACCGAAAUCGCCGCAGUAGCACACUACGCCCCCGACAAUUCAGAGGAGAUGUACUUUUUCAUCCUCUUCGUCGUGAUGAAAGACGAUCCCCACGAAGCAGAAAACGCCCUUCGUCCAGCCCAGCAGACACGACCCCCAGGUUGCAUCACGGAGUGGUUCUGCCAGGAAGAUAGUCUCGAGAACCAAUAUGUGAACCAGGGGAAGGCAAACCCCGAGAUGCAUCGAUAUUGUGCUGAGAAUGCGUAUAUUCAGAAUGAAGCGAAUGUUCCAGACGUGCUGGAGGAGGCAUUCACUACGCUACCCCAUCAGAAGGCGUUUGCGCUGUGGUAUCCGAUGAAUCCGUGUAGCCGGAGGAAGCUGCCUGAUAUGGCGCUCAGCAUGCAAUCGGAUCAUUACUUUGCGCUGUAUACAGUCUGGGAGGAUGAAAAGGACGAUGUGAGAUGCCAGACGUGGGUGCGGGAAACCAUGAAGAAGGUCGAGAGGCAUUCAGUCGGUUCGUAUUUGGGGGAUGCGGAUUUCCAGGUCCGGAAGAGCCGAUACUGGGCGGAUGAUAAUGCCCGGCGGUUGAUGGCGAUUCGGCGCAAAUGGGACCCAGAAGGGAGGAUUUGUGGGUAUCUUACCUUGGGGGAUGAUUCGGGGACGAGAGGGUUGGAUAAUGCGCACGAGUGGAAGUUGUGAUGAUUUCAAUAGAACACAGGCCAGUCAGCAUAAUUCAUGAAUGGUAUUCUUGUUGAUAAGGACUUGAGCAAUCUGUACAUAACCAUGAAAACUUCUAUAUCGGGUGCGUGAUAAACCCAGGCACCAUAAUGCUCUAGGACAGAAUGUCUAAAGAUGCAGGCAUAAGAAAUAUAAAAGUAUGAU